Messenger RNA from Drosophila navojoa, 353 nucleotides. It is a transcript of the gene VhaM9.7-a, whose product is annotated as Vacuolar H[+] ATPase M9.7 subunit a. Lineage: Eukaryota; Metazoa; Arthropoda; Insecta; Diptera; Drosophilidae. The record is from RefSeq and is a predicted model, not a curated record. Gene Ontology annotation, molecular function: proton-transporting ATPase activity, rotational mechanism. Gene Ontology annotation, cellular component: plasma membrane proton-transporting V-type ATPase complex; proton-transporting V-type ATPase, V0 domain. Gene Ontology annotation, biological process: proton transmembrane transport.
AACAAGAUUUGGUGUUAGAUUAAAAUUGCAUUUUAUUAAAUAUACGUGUCAGCCAGCAAGUAUAAAGUUAAUUAUUUAAAACAUGGGUGCUGCAUUCUUUCCUGUAUUGUUUUUCACUGCCGUUUGGGGUGGUGUGGGUAUUGCAAUGCCCAUUAUGACACCAAAAGGUCCACAUCAAAAUUUAAUACGCUGCAUCCUGAUGCUGACUGCGGCUUGUUGCUGGCUUUUCUGGCUGUGCUGCUAUAUGGCCCAAAUGAAUCCAUUGAUUGGGCCAAAACUGAAGCGACAUGCCAUUGCAAUGAUUGCCAAGUCGUGGGACAACAAACUCGUCGAGGGAUAAAAACUCAAUUACC